Messenger RNA from Physeter macrocephalus (sperm whale), 2288 nucleotides. RefSeq names its product sulfotransferase family 4A member 1 (gene SULT4A1). Gene Ontology annotation, biological process: sulfation. The transcript has 7 exons. Gene Ontology annotation, cellular component: cytoplasm. The coding region runs from base 35 to 817 and encodes 260 amino acids. The record is from RefSeq and is a predicted model, not a curated record. Gene Ontology annotation, molecular function: sulfotransferase activity. NCBI's taxonomy places the organism in Eukaryota, Metazoa, Chordata, Mammalia, Artiodactyla, Physeteridae.
UGCUGGGCCGGGCGGUGGCGGCGGCGGCGGCGGCAUGGCGGAGAGCGAGGCCGAGACCCCCAGCACGCCGGGCGAGUUCGAGAGCAAGUACUUCGAGUUCCACGGCGUGCGGCUACCGCCCUUCUGCCGCGGGAAGAUGGAGGAGAUCGCCAACUUCCCGGUGCGGCCCAGCGACGUGUGGAUCGUCACCUACCCCAAGUCCGGCACCAGCUUGCUGCAGGAGGUGGUCUAUUUGGUGAGCCAGGGGGCCGACCCCGAUGAGAUCGGCCUGAUGAAUAUCGACGAGCAGCUCCCGGUCCUGGAGUACCCGCAGCCGGGCCUGGACAUCAUCAAGGAACUGACGUCCCCCCGCCUCAUCAAAAGCCACCUCCCUUACCGCUUCCUGCCCUCAGACCUCCACAGCGGCGACUCCAAGGUCAUAUACAUGGCCCGGAACCCCAAGGACCUGGUGGUGUCCUAUUACCAGUUCCACCGCUCCCUCCGGACCAUGAGCUACCGAGGCACGUUCCAGGAGUUCUGCCGGAGGUUCAUGAACGACAAGUUGGGCUACGGCUCCUGGUUUGAGCACGUGCAGGAGUUCUGGGAGCACCGUAUGGACUCGAACGUGCUUUUCCUCAAGUACGAAGACAUGCACCGGGACCUGGUGACCAUGGUGGAGCAGCUGGCCCGGUUCCUGGGGGUGUCGUGUGACAAGGCCCAGCUGGAGUCCCUGAUCGAGCACUGCCACCAGCUGGUGGACCAGUGCUGCAACGCCGAGGCCCUGCCUGUGGGCCGGGCAUAUUGCCUCUUUGCUCAGAAGACCUCCUUGCGUUGGUGAGAAUGCAGGGGCUUGAGUAGCCAGCUGCAUUGCUUAGAUUUGAUUCAUAUCACAGCAUAAAUUGCACUGUCUUGAUUCCAAAUCCUAAACCAGGUGGGUGACUCCUUUGAUGAGCUCUCAGCUGCCUCAGCUGGGAAAAAUAAUCAUGGAAAAAUAUAUUUGUGGUGUGAUUGGUCUAGAAGCUUUUAGUUUUGUCCCUUAGGUAUCAUUAGAGGGUAGCAAGAACAGUCUCUCUUGUUUUUCCUCUCCAACGCUGACGUAUAAUUUUUCAUCACCGAAGAGAAAACCCUUGUCACUUUGGAUCUAUUAGCUCAGCAUUUGCAGGGUUGCAGUUUCGUAUGUGAGGUCCUGCCGGGACAAGGACGACUGUUAAUAACAGAGCUAACGAAGGAUGUUUGCUGGAGACGGUCAGAGCUCUGAUCUCAGAGAUGCUGACGGUGAACAGAAUACGAAACGGGCAUUUCAGUCCCCCGAGGCGGCUAUAUAAAAGCACAGCCCCGGCUCUCCGGAUGACGCGUUCACAGCUCCUGUAGGUGGGAGGGCGGGACCCCCACUUGUGACAUCUUCACGGUCGCCAUUCAUAUGUGACCAGAACAGCUGAAGAUUUUGUAGUUAAGGCAAGUGGGUUCAGCAGUUUUCGUCAUUUUGAGCGCUCUCUUCCCUCCGUAAAGGGAUGGGUAGGCCCAUGCCUGCACGUCAGCUGCACUCUCCAGGCUCCCUCGCGUCUGCCAGGAGGAGGUCUCAUUUUCUGACCGAGCCUCGCUGAGCUGUGGCUGUGACGGAGUGGCUGGGGGGCCCGGGACUUGUUUUGAUGUUGAGUUGGGAGCUCUGACUGUUUUUCUCCCUUUAAACUCCUGACGAUGCACGGGCAGCCUUCCCGAAAUCUUCACCCUUGACCUGGUCAGGCGGCUUCCUGCUCACCAGAAAAUGUUCUACCUUUUUGGAUGAUUUUUUUUUUUUUUUUUCCUUUUAAAAUUCUCCAGAAGCAAAUCGUGCCUUGGUGGAGCUGUUGAGCCGUGAGUGAGUAGUGGUGCCACGAGGACCCAGAGCCACGCGGUGCCCGGAGCCGCAGAUCUGUUCCACAGACUCUGUCUGUCCUCUGGGGUGUUGUGACCCCCCCGCUUCGUGCCUGGUGCUGGGGAUUCAGCGGCGGAUGGGCAGGGCCCGCGGCUCUGCACGUUUGUGGUGCUGGGCGGUCAGGGAAGAGGGUUCAGCUGGUCUGUAGUUCACAUGGGCCGUCCUGCCCCAAUAGGCCAGGUGCACGGGGGUCCGGGAGUAGAUCUGGAACCUUCCAGAUCCAUUUCCUGGGGUUUGGUAGCUGGCCUGACAGCAAGUGAAUUCAGCACAUUCUGCUCGUUUGUGUUUUAGGACGAGUCGGGCUGUGGAAGGACAUCUUCACUGUCUCCAUGAACGAGAAGUUCGAUUUGGUGUAUAAACAGAAGAUGGGAAAGUGUGACCUCACGUUCGACUU